Messenger RNA from Cooperia oncophora, 909 nucleotides. The record is from the annotation of a GenBank genome assembly. NCBI's taxonomy places the organism in Eukaryota, Metazoa, Nematoda, Chromadorea, Rhabditida, Trichostrongylidae.
AUGCGUCUCAUCGAAGCAGUCAAACAUAGUCGUUGUCUAUAUGACUCAACGGAUCGGCAAUACAGGAGCACCGAGUACAAGAUAAAGGUGUGGAAUCGCCUGGUGCAAGUUCUUCAGUUUGAUGGAGACUCACGGACAUUAUACGCAAGAUGGAAGCAACUGCGAGACAAAUAUGGGAAAGAGAAAAGGAAAGUGAAAUAUCAAGGAGAUCAGUCAACCUGGCAGUACUACAAGCAUCUAUCAUUUCUUGAUCCCCACAUGAUUGAUCGCACAGCAAUCGAAUCGCCAGCAAGAAAGGAGCAUCCUGAUGUGCAGGUGACCGUUACGGACCCAUCUUUCGGCACGAAUUUGAUAGAAGAAGUACGUGCUCAUCCUUGUCUUUUCGAUAUACGAGAUCCAAAAUACAGACAUUCUGAAUGUCGUAAUCAAGCCUGGAACAGCGUUAUAGCGCACUUAAAUUAUCCCGGUGAUGUGAAUUCGAUCUAUAAGCAGUGGAAGAAAAUUCGUGAUCGAUAUGUUCGAGAAAAGAGGAGGCUACGUAUGCAAAGGGAUAAUGGUGUGCAUGAUGACAGCACCUGGGAUCUAUACCCUGCUAUGGCAUGGAUUGACCCAUUUCUGGAUGAAAGGGCUCAGUUGUUACGACAUGUGAAAAGAAAGCAUGAUGAUGAGCUAUCAGAUUAUGGCGAAUUGGAUGACAUGGUCAGGUCGGGGUCUGGUAUGGGAUAUAUGGUCUCUGAUAAAGGAAGAAAUGAAGGUGGCGCUGAUGUACUUUUGGAUGGUGACAGUGCUUUUGCUGCUUCAGCGGUCUCGGAUUUACGUACUCUACCGGAACAUGCACGAGCGCUAGCAAAGGCGCAAAUAGAAGCGAUAUUCGACUCUGGGAGAAUGAAUGUGCACGCGGACUUCUGA